This is a messenger RNA of Prunus persica (peach), 918 nucleotides long. RefSeq lists its product as uncharacterized. The record is from RefSeq and is a predicted model, not a curated record. Lineage: Eukaryota; Viridiplantae; Streptophyta; Magnoliopsida; Rosales; Rosaceae. Bases 1 to 918 code for a protein of 305 amino acids. The transcript is spliced from 3 exons.
AUGGAAUUAGUUUUGCAAUGGAACCAAGAGCAAGCCAACGCGGUCAUAACACUUAGAAGUGGUAAGGCUAUUAAUAAUGGAGUUGGCAAUGAAGUUACUAUUGAAUCGGAUCACGUGAAUGCAGGUCCCACUCAAGAAGAGAAUGAGAAACCGAAUGACGAUACAAGCAAUGCCACUUCUUCGUAUGAAGCUCUAAAUUUUCACAAGGCUGAAAAACCUUACACUCCUCCAAUCCCAUUUCCUGGAAGACUUGCCAAAAGCAAGCAGGAUAAGUCAUUUAAAGAAAUUUUUGAUAUUUUAAGUAAAGUGAAUGUUAAUUUACAUUUCCUUGAUGUCAUUAGGAAUAUGCCAGCGUAUGAGAAUUUUUUCAAGGAGCUAAACACAUAUAAGAGGAAGUAUGGACCUAAGGAGAAGGUGAUGGUGUCUGAAAAUGUGAGUGCUGUGCUUCAAAGAAAGCUCCCACCAAAACUCAAGGAUCCGGGCAGUUUUUCUAUCCACAUCACCAUUGGAGACAAGCUAGUUGAAAACUGUUUGGGGGGUUUGAAGGCAACAACUAUUUCACUGCAACUUGCUAAUCAAUCAGUGAAAUAUCCAAGAGGUAUAGUGGAAGAUAUCUUAGUUGAAGUUGACAAACUAAUUUUGCCUGCUGAUUUUGUAGUGUUGGACAUGGAAGAGGCUCCUAUACAUGAUCGUGAGUUACGUAUUUUGCUUGGGAGACCCUUUAUGGCCACGGCAAAGACUAUCAUAGAUGUGCAAAAUGGUCUCCUCACCAUGACCGUGCUAGGAGAAACUGCACAAUUCAAAGUGUUUGAAUCUCUUUCUCACCCUUCUAGUUCAAUUGAUUGUUGUUCGAUUGAUGUGCUUGAUUCACUUAUUUUCUCUAUGUUUUUGCUGGCACAAUCCAAUGAUCCAUUAUAG